This is a messenger RNA of Torulaspora globosa, 2319 nucleotides long. It is a transcript of the gene PRP43, whose product is annotated as DEAH-box ATP-dependent RNA helicase PRP43. The record is from RefSeq and is a predicted model, not a curated record. NCBI's taxonomy places the organism in Eukaryota, Fungi, Ascomycota, Saccharomycetes, Saccharomycetales, Saccharomycetaceae. The coding region runs from base 1 to 2319 and encodes 772 amino acids. Gene Ontology annotation, cellular component: spliceosomal complex; intracellular anatomical structure. Gene Ontology annotation, molecular function: ATP binding; RNA binding; RNA helicase activity. The transcript has a single exon.
AUGGGAUCUAAAAGAAGACUGUCAGAAAAAACGGAGCACUUUGAUCCGGUGACGACGUCCGUUCCUGAGCUUGCAGCCGAAAUAGCAGAGGAGAGAACUAAAACUCAUCCCAUCCCACCAGAGGAACCACUUGAGCAUCAUGAUGCUGGGGAAUUUAGUGGUUUAACUCGCCAUCAAACGACUACAGAGCAGGCUGCGAAGUUGGAGGAUGCCAAGAUCAAUCCUUUUACUGGCCAAGAGUUUACACCAAGGUAUUUUGACAUACUGAAGAUUAGACGUGAACUACCAGUUCACGCUCAACGUGCAGAAUUUUUGAAGAUUUAUCAGAACAACCAGAUCAUGGUCUUUGUUGGUGAGACCGGUUCCGGUAAGACAACACAGAUUCCUCAAUUUGUGCUGUUCGAUGAAAUGCCUCACCUACAGAAUACCCAGGUAGCCUGUACUCAACCACGUCGUGUGGCCGCGAUGUCGGUUGCACAAAGAGUUGCUGAGGAAAUGGAUGUUAAACUGGGCGAGGAAGUCGGUUACUCCAUUAGAUUUGAAAACAAGACUUCCAACAGAACUAUUUUGAAGUACAUGACUGAUGGUAUGCUUCUAAGAGAAGCUAUGGAGGAUCAUGAAUUGAAACGCUACUCCUGUAUCAUUUUAGAUGAAGCACACGAACGUACUUUGGCUACAGAUAUUCUGAUGGGCUUAUUGAAGCAAGUGGUUUUGAAGAGACCCGAUUUGAAAAUUAUUGUCAUGUCAGCCACUUUGGAUGCAGAGAAGUUUCAGCGGUAUUUUCAUAACGCUCCUCUGCUAGCAGUUCCUGGCAGAACUUUCCCAGUGGAGAUUUAUUACACUCCCGAGUUCCAAAGAGAUUACUUGGAUUCUGCUAUUCGCACUGUUUUGCAAAUACACGCCACGGAAGAAUCUGGUGAUAUUCUUUUGUUUCUGACAGGUGAAGACGAGAUCGAAGAUGCUGUAAGAAAGAUAUCCCUCGAAGGUGACCAAUUGGUGAGGGAAGAAGGCUGCGGUCCUCUAUCUGUCUAUCCACUUUAUGGUUCUUUACCACCUCAUUUACAGCAGCGUAUCUUCGAGCCUGCCCCUGAGUCGCAUAAUGGAAGGCCUGGUAGAAAGGUCGUGGUGUCCACCAAUAUCGCAGAGACAUCUUUGACCAUCGAUGGUAUAGUUUAUGUUGUCGAUCCGGGGUUUUCUAAACAGAAAGUCUACAAUCCUCGUAUCAGGGUCGAAUCAUUGCUUGUGUCACCUAUUUCUAAGGCAUCUGCUCAACAGAGAGCUGGUCGUGCCGGUCGUACCAGACCCGGUAAAUGUUUCAGAUUAUACACAGAAGAAGCUUUCAAGAAAGAAUUGAUUGAGCAAAGUUACCCCGAGAUUCUGCGCUCAAAUCUGUCAUCCACUGUCCUAGAAUUGAAGAAGCUGGGUAUCGAUGAUCUUGUGCACUUCGAUUUUAUGGAUCCUCCGGCUCCAGAGACCAUGAUGAGGGCUCUCGAAGAACUGAACUACUUGGCGUGCUUAGAUGACGAGGGUAAUUUAACAGCAUUGGGUAGACUGGCCUCCCAGUUCCCACUUGACCCAAUGUUGGCUGUCAUGCUGAUUGGCUCAUUUGAAUUCAACUGUUCUGAAGAAAUUUUGACCAUUGUUGCCAUGCUUUCCGUGCCCAACGUGUUCAUGCGUCCAUCGAAGGACAAGAAAAGAGCUGAUGAUACCAAGAACUAUUUUGCACACUCCGACGGUGACCACAUAACUCUGCUGAACGUUUACCAUGCUUUCAAGUCGGACGAAGCCUACGAAUACGGUAUACACAAGUGGUGCCGGGAUCACUUCUUGAAUUAUAGAUCGCUUGCUGCAGCAGACAACAUUCGUUCUCAGCUGGAGAGGCUAAUGAUUCGGUAUAACCUAGAACUAAACACGACCGACUUCGAAAGUCCAAAGUACUUUGACAACAUUAGAAAAGCCCUAGCCUCCGGGUUUUUCAUGCAGGUGGCCAAGAAGCGUUCAGGCGGCAAAGGAUACAUUACUGUUAAGGACAAUCAGGAUGUCUUGAUACAUCCAAGCACAGUUCUGGGCCACGAUGCGGAAUGGGUUAUCUACAAUGAGUUUGUUCUAACGACAAAAAACUACAUACGCACGGUUACAUCGGUGAGGCCCGAGUGGCUAAUAGAAAUUGCGCCAGCCUAUUACGACCUAGAAAAUUUCCAGAAAGGUGAUGUUAAGUUGUCGCUUGAGAGGAUCCAUGAAAGAGUGCACACCAUGAAGCAGCUAAAAACUGAAAAACACAAGAAGAAGAGCAAGAAGGACAAGCAUAAUGGAAAAUAA